CACCUGUGACUGAGCAGGAAGGACAAGGCCCUGGGUCCCUCCCAGCAGCCCUCAGGUUGGCCUGGGCCUCAGCUCUUGGAUCAAGGUCACCUUCCUGGGGGAGUGACCACAUGCCCGCUGUCCCUAGCCAUCCUGGCCUGUGGCCUCUCCUGGGCUGCACAGGGGCUGUGCUCCUCCAGGGGCCUGGCGGUGGGGCUGAGCUGGGCCCCCGAGAGACAGGAGACCCCUGGUCAGCGCCAUGUCCUGUGGCUUCACGCCCUCCUCCUCCGGGGUUGUCCUGUCAUCCCUAGAGUACCUGUCCCAUCCUGGUGUUGUUAGAGUCGGGUCUGUCCCCUCAGGCUGUGGCCCGUCAUCUGGUACAUGGUCCUCUGUCCCUUCCGCACGCGCUUGUUCCGGGCAGUGGUCACAAAUCCCCGUCUCCUCUUCCCCCGUGGGGUCUCCCACCUUCUCUGACAUCCGCGCCCACAGGAGGCCCCGAUGGUCCCUGUCAACCAUCUCAUUUCUUUUCUUUCUCAUCAACGUCAUGUGGAGACGUGGUCAACGCUCCAGUGUCCCGGACCUGCCUGGGAAAGCGGCUCUGCACUACGGGGGCUCUAAGGAGACUGUGGGGUCUCCACCCAGUGCUGAGGACAGCGGCCCUUGGACCCCAAAUGCAGACAAGGACGAGGGAAGAGAAGAAGAGCCCAGAAGGAUAUGCCCCAUGGAUGGGGACACAGCGUUGUCAGUCACACAGCAGACUGUGAAACAACACAAAGUUCCUAUAUUCCUCCACAAAGUCAGCCCAUGCAGUGCUUUCCAGGUCUGUGUGGAGUCCCAUUUCCACCCGGGCGAGCGCUCUCCUUGAUUUGAUAACUGAAAUGGGCAGAUUUUGAUCGUUUGUCAACCUGGCCUUCCCCUUUCGCACACGGGACCAGAGCAGCGUUUAGUCUCGCGCAAGUUUCCCCCCUGUCGAGGCAAAGCUUUUCGGACUAGUCCCCCUGAGGCCCCUGGGUAGGAACUUUCCCCCCUGACUGGGAACCACCU
Molecule: messenger RNA, 1023 nt
Organism: Sus scrofa (pig)
Lineage: Eukaryota; Metazoa; Chordata; Mammalia; Artiodactyla; Suidae
Source: RefSeq, a predicted model, not a curated record